AAGGGAAAUGGUGAGAGAAGUGAGUGAAGUGGGUCUGGAGUUGGCACGAAAUCUGAGUUUUCACUCUGAUUUGAUCAAGUUCAGAGUAUGUGCAACUGCAGCUUCGGUUUGCGCCAUGUGUUUGUAAACAUGUGGUCGAACCUGAAAGGAUAAUUCAGUCCGUCGGACAGACUGAGGCAGGGUCCUCCUGCUAACAACUCCAGAUCUUGUCACUUCUCCUCCUGAUGCUGAGAGGUUGAUAUCACGGAUCGUCGCUGCUCUCUGGCUUCCCGGUGAUGACGUGAGAUCAGCAAAUAUACAUAUAUAUAUAUAUAUAUUUCCAGAAAGUACAGCAGCGGGAAAACCAACAACUCAAGAUGUCCAUCACCAACACGCCUACCAGCAACGACGCCUGCCUGAGCAUCGUGCACAGCCUCAUGUGUCACAGGCAGGGUGGCGAGAGCGAGACCUUUGCCAAACGGGCCAUCGAGAGCCUGGUGAAAAAGCUGAAGGAGAAGAAAGACGAGCUCGACUCCCUGAUCACGGCUAUAACCACCAACGGGGCCCAUCCCAGCAAGUGUGUGACCAUUCAGAGGACACUUGAUGGGCGUCUGCAGGUGGCCGGCCGUAAAGGGUUCCCACAUGUCAUCUACGCGCGCCUGUGGCGAUGGCCCGACCUGCAUAAGAACGAGCUGAAGCACGUGAAAUACUGCCAGUUUGCCUUCGACCUCAAGUGUGACAGCGUGUGUGUCAACCCCUACCACUACGAGAGGGUGGUGUCUCCUGGCAUAGACUUAUCAGGACUGAGUCUGAACAAUUCUGCAACAAGCUCGACAAUGGUGGUGAAGGAUGAGUACGAUUUCGACGGACAGCAGAGUCUGCCCUCCAUUGAGGCGGGGCACUCCCUUCAGACCAUCCAGCACCCCCCAUCCAGCAGCCGCCCGCCCCUGUCCGAAUCAUUUGCACCCCCGGCCCUUCUCCCACCUCCCGAGGCUUCCACAUCUGCCUCAGCGUCAUCCUUCCCCGCUAUUAACCCUGGAUCAGGCAGUGCCAGCUCCAACUGGUCCCGAAACAACAACUUCACCCCCACCAUACCGCACCAUACCAACGGCCAUCUGCAGCACCACCCUCCCAUGCCUCAUGCGACACAUUACUGGCCGGUGCAUAAUGAGCUUGCCUUCCAGCCUCCUAUAUCCAAUCAUCCAGCUCCUGACUACUGGUGUUCCAUUGCCUACUUUGAGAUGGACGUUCAGGUUGGAGAGACCUUUAAAGUGCCCUCUUCCUGCCCCAUCGUGACGGUGGACGGCUACGUCGACCCUUCAGGUGGAGACAGGUUCUGUUUGGGUCAGCUCAGUAACGUACAUCGCACUGAAGCCAUCGAGAGAGCAAGGCUUCACAUCGGUAAAGGAGUCCAGCUGGAGUGUAAAGGUGAAGGAGACGUGUGGGUGCGAUGCCUCAGCGACCACGCGGUGUUCGUCCAGAGCUACUACCUGGACAGGGAGGCGGGACGAGCCCCCGGAGACGCUGUUCACAAAAUCUACCCCAGCGCUUAUAUCAAGGUGUUUGACCUUCGUCAGUGCCACAGGCAGAUGCAGCAGCAGGCGGCGACGGCUCAAGCGGCAGCAGCAGCUCAAGCGGCAGCUGUGGCAGGAAACAUACCGGGACCUGGAUCGGUUGGAGGGAUAGCUCCAGCUAUUAGUCUGUCGGCAGCAGCUGGCAUCGGAGUGGACGACCUCCGCAGGCUCUGUAUUCUCAGGAUGAGUUUUGUCAAAGGCUGGGGCCCCGACUACCCGCGUCAGAGCAUCAAGGAGACGCCCUGCUGGAUCGAGAUCCACCUGCACAGAGCCCUCCAGUUACUGGACGAGGUCCUGCACACUAUGCCUAUAGCAGACCCACAACCUCUGGACUGAGACGCACGAAGCGGCAUCGGCAUCGAGCCGAAACGCACAGUGGCAGCAGAGAGUCUUUCGCGUGACACUCUGCAAAUGAGCCAAAGCCAUAUAUUAAAGAUACGUUUGGCUAUAUUUUUGAUAGAUGGCUUUGAUUUGUGAUGACUGGAACGGCGGGCGGCGGGGCCGGAAUGAGACGCCACAGGUAACUAUCAACAACACGCACACAGACGACCUACAGAUCUCCUGAAACUGGAAUGUACACUCACACAACCACUCAUCAAACAACACAAGAGCAAGUGUGCGCUUCCCAGCAACUCGUGUGUGUGUGUGUGUGUGUGUCCGGGGGAUGCUGCUGGUUUUCCCACUGUGUCGGUUUAAGCACGUUCAGUCGACCGUCUGGCUGAGAGGAAGGGGAACAGCGGGGGUUCACGUUGGGGACAUCGAGCCGAUCGCUGCCUCCCGGGCACCAGACGUAGGGGAGAACGAAAUCACACGCACCAUGCCGAAAACCAACUCUCAUCCUCUGGACUGAAACAAGUCUAUGGACUUUUCUUGGUCAGGUAUUGUCAAACUACGGGUUUGGACUUUAAAAAAAUAAAAAUAAAAUAAUAGUUGCAGGUCUGUGCCUGGUGGGUGUCCGGUGACAAAUCUUCUCUGUUACACAAGACACCUUGGUUGACGUCAUAUCUACACUAACGCUGUGUAGGGUGGUGGUAACACAGCGUACAAAGUGAUACAUAUAUAUCUAAUCGCUUUUGUAUCAUUUCUUGUUACAACUUCCAUCGGACGCUCAAGCGAUCACUCUUCGCUCCGCCGCGGCCGCCUCCUCCUCAUCUCUUUCAGGUGUGCUUUUUUGGAAGACGCCCUCUUUUUAUGCUGCCGCAGGAUGAAUCUCAUACGGCUUCUGUCGACGACUAAUCGCCUUCUUCUCCCUCUUUUGCGCUCGGAGCCGAGGAAAGAAAAAGCACCUGGCUGCUUUUGGUUCAGUAAGGUCGAAGUAAGGAGGCGGAGCCGGGACUCGCAGUACAAAGAUCAGGGUUCAUCAGCGUUUUUUGGCAAACCAAAGUAGUAAUUGUUCAGAAAAAAACUGUAAUCAGGAAGAUUUUUUUAUCUCCAUUCAACUGCAUAUAGUUGAUAAUAAUUAUACUUAUGACUUGCAGCCCUCUCAUAUAUAUAUAUAUAUAUAUACAUAUAUAUAUAUGUAUAUGACUCAAUCCAGGUCCCUUGUUUAUAGUUUACUGACAAAUAUAACAGGAUAUCAAAGUUCACAUCAUAUAUUUUCUUGCUUUUAUUUUUGUAACGUUUGCAUUCAUAAAUUUGUAGCACUUUACUUUUUUCUUGACUAAAUCCAGUAGCCUUUAUUCUGAGGUGGUGGUCCUGCUUUACGGAGUAAAGGAGGGACCGGGUCGGUUUCGUAGUUCCUGAGAGAAGAGGCAACUUUGUGAUGCAUCUGUAUUGAAAAACACAUGUAACACUAAGACAAUCUGCUUUUGCCCUUUCACUCUGUAGACACAUUGACACACAUCGUAGGCUUUAUUUUGACUGGUCUUUGGAGUUGCAGUUUACUUUUUUUUUUUUUUUUUCCUUAAUCCAUGUAAAUAACUUUGUUUUUGAAGUGCAUGCCAGUGUUUGCAUGAAUUUUAAUGUCGGAGAGACGCCCCACUUUUUUUUUUUUUUUUUUUAAAAGCAGAGUACUUCACCUGUCCUGCGUUAUGCAGGGAAAUGAGCUGAAUGGAAACCAGCACCUGCUGUGUACCGGUGUUGUGUGUUGUUAGUUUAUGAGCUCGACAUUAAAGGCACAUAGAGGGAAGCUACGCAGUCAUAACUGAUGUAUAUUAAUUAUUUAACCUCCUCAACCUCUCGCUCAGACUCCUGGUGAUGUGUGUCUGAACAGCUACGGGGUUUAUUCGUAUCCUUUCUGUACACUUCUGUGUUCAGUGCAGAAAGUGAAAGAAUUGG
Molecule: messenger RNA, 3830 nt
Organism: Mugil cephalus (flathead mullet)
Lineage: Eukaryota; Metazoa; Chordata; Actinopteri; Mugiliformes; Mugilidae
Product: mothers against decapentaplegic homolog 4-like
Exons: 10
Coding region: 357-1889 (510 amino acids)
Biological process (GO): BMP signaling pathway; anatomical structure morphogenesis; cell differentiation
Cellular component (GO): heteromeric SMAD protein complex
Molecular function (GO): RNA polymerase II cis-regulatory region sequence-specific DNA binding; I-SMAD binding; DNA-binding transcription factor activity, RNA polymerase II-specific
Source: RefSeq, a predicted model, not a curated record